Messenger RNA from Colletotrichum lupini, 624 nucleotides. RefSeq lists its product as uncharacterized. The transcript has 4 exons. The coding region runs from base 1 to 624 and encodes 207 amino acids. The record is from RefSeq and is a predicted model, not a curated record. NCBI's taxonomy places the organism in Eukaryota, Fungi, Ascomycota, Sordariomycetes, Glomerellales, Glomerellaceae.
AUGGCCUCCGCUUCACAAAGGAGGUCGUUCUAUGCCUUUUCUUCGUCGCGGACCCGAGAUGCCAAAGAGGGGAAGAAAGCGAAUCUCGAGACGAACUUUGAUCUAGACUCUAGGCUGGAGACAUCGGAGGAAUUCAAAAGCGAAGUGGGAUGCCGGGAACAUGCUGCCCACCACAUGGGAAGGGAGGCAUUUUACUACAGACCGCGGUUCCUGGAUUUGACUGACAGCUGGAUGCUGUGGGGGAGCUCCGACGUGGAGGAUUUGGCUCCUUGGACGUCCCAGAAGAGGCAGAUUUUCGUAGCCAACCCCACAAACGGAACGGCAAUAAGAGCUCCCCUGCCUCGUGGGGCGAACUGUCAGUUUUCGUCCGAGGCCCUCGCGACACCCAUGGCGACGAAACCCCUUUCUGCCAUCAGUGCCAUGGCUUCUUCAUGGCAACUUUGCAAGGCAGCACAUAAGCGAGACCAUCGGCUCAUCGAUGCCUCCUCUUCGGUCAAGUUUUCGUGGUGCAGUACGAGAUCGCCCCUGCCCGCGAUCAACCGUCUCGUUACCAUCUUUGACGUGGUGGCCGCUGCGGACGCUUGUGCCGCGGGUUGGUGCAAUCUCUUUUCGUCCCUGGCCUAG